Molecule: messenger RNA, 297 nt
Organism: Alosa alosa (allis shad)
Lineage: Eukaryota; Metazoa; Chordata; Actinopteri; Clupeiformes; Clupeidae
Product: E3 ubiquitin-protein ligase TRIM35-like
Exons: 2
Source: RefSeq, a predicted model, not a curated record
GAGGAUCUCAGGGUCAAACUGCAGGAGAAGCUGCAGGCCUCUGAGAAGGCUAAAGACCAGUGUUAUGAAACAGCUGCAUAUAUCAAGACUCAAACGAAAGACACAGAGAAGCAGAUCAAGGAGGAGUUUGAGAAGCUUCACCAGUUUCUACGAGAUGAAGAGGCAGCCAGGAUAGCUGCACUGAGGGAGGAAGAGGAGCAGAAGAGUCAGAUGAUGAAGGAGAAGAUUGAGAAGAUGAGCAGAGAUCUCAUCUCUUUCAGACACAAUCAGAGCCGUAGAACAGGAGAUGAGAGCUGA